AUGGCGUCCGUCGAGCAUUGCCUCUACUGCUUUGAAACCCUGGCAGCCCGCCUUGAGGACCGAACACCCUUGACCUUGAGCGAAGUGCAAAAGUCAUGGGCUGAAUACGCCCGUUCCUCGAGUGCCACCGAAGCGGACGACACAGCCGAUGAGUCCGACAAACUUGCCAAGCGCCUACCCGCCCUCACCCGUGUGACCGAAGCAUCCUCAUCAUCCAGUUCCGCCUCAUCCGCCUCCAACAGCACACUCUCGCUCAACCCAGACACCCCAGGAACCUCCACCUCCUCCAUCCCCGCCGAAGCCGACAACGACGACGAUGCCGACCCCGCACUCCCACCCCCCAUCACCGAAUCCCCGCUCUUCGUAACCUGGAACGCCUUCUCAACCCGCCACGGCGAAUACCACCUGCGCGGCUGCAUCGGCACCUUCGAGGCGCAACCCAUCGAGCACGGCCUGUCCUCCUACGCAAUCAUCUCCGCGCUCGAAGACACGCGGUUCCACCCCAUCAGCACGCGCGAACUGCCCUCGCUCGAAGUCGCCGUGACGCUGCUGACGGAUUUCGAAGACGCCGACGACGAGAUGGACUGGGAGCUCGGCACGCACGGCCUGCGCAUCUCGUUUGUUUAUCAUGGCCGUCGGUAUGGCGCGACUUACCUGCCGGAUGUGGCGACUGAGCAAGGGUGGACGAAGGAGGAGACGCUGGUGAGUUUGAUGAGGAAGGCGGGGUGGGUUGGAAAGAAGGAACGGUGGAAUGAGGUGCCGCUGAAUGUGGUGCGGUAUCAGGGGAAGAAGAAGACGGUGGAGUAUGCCGAGUUUAAGAAGUGGCGGGAUUGGGUUGAUGCGCAGUGA
Messenger RNA from Dichotomopilus funicola, 849 nucleotides. Its product is annotated as AMMECR1 domain-containing protein. The transcript has a single exon. The record is from RefSeq and is a predicted model, not a curated record. Lineage: Eukaryota; Fungi; Ascomycota; Sordariomycetes; Sordariales; Chaetomiaceae. The coding region runs from base 1 to 849 and encodes 282 amino acids.